AUGGCCUAUGACGAAUACAAGCGAGAGACCACACAGUUGACUCCUUAUCCUCUGCCCGUUGAGCAACGUUUGAGAUUAGCACUACACUACACACAUAUAUCACCAGACCCAGAGACCGCAUCGGGUUAUUUCGUCGAUGCUAUUAAAAAGGCGGAAGAGUUGGGAAUGGACCCCUACAGUAAGGAGUUUGUUGGCAUUCGGAUCCGCUUUUCUGAAAUGCUCGAGACCUUCGGCCACAUGAGAGCUGCGAUUGAGAUCCUUAAUGAUGUCACAAUGGAGUUUGAACAGCGGCUGGCUGAACUCGACGAGGGCAGAUCUCCUGCCGGAGAAGUUGUCACUGACGAACUGCGGACAGACCUACGCCAGCAGCUGGUCAAAACCGUUGUUCAGGCCAAAGUCAAACUGUCGUCUAUGUGGGAAAGCGAGUACAUGCAGGACUCAAACAUGGCGAAGCAGACUCUCUCAGACGCCGUAGGUUUGAUUGUGAAGGAGACCAAGGAUCCCCAACUCAAUGGCUUCACUGACGACAACAGCGCCGGCCUGUCGACAGGCGAAAUUGCAGCCAUACUGUCCCAAAUGGGUGACCUGUAUGCUACCACCGGCGAGGAAGCAAAUGCCGUCCAGGUAUACAUGCUCGCGCUUCAACCACUGCGGCAAGCAUGUAACGGCUCAAAAUCCUGUAAAGAGGUUCAAGUACUGAGCAAUAUCGCUUCCACAAUGGAUGUUGCUUUGAAAAAGCCAAACGCAAAGGUCAACGGAAAGCCAGUCACCGAAUCUUCUGCAGCUGCAGCGAGGAAGGCUAUCUUGAAAUGGGCUGACCAGGCUAUCGGCACAGCGGAGGCCGUUAGGCCCGAAGAUCGUGACUCGAUCUGUGAGCUUGCGCUGCUGUCGGCACAGAUGACCCGCGCAGAUAUAUUGCUGGAUAAUGGCGAAAAGGCGAAGUCUCGGGAAGCAUUUUCGAGCCUGUUGCCGAUAUUGAGGGAGAAGAACCUUACGCCUUUGGUCAAAGUGGCCGAGCAGGGUUUAGAGAAGGCCAGUGGCUAA
Molecule: messenger RNA, 1044 nt
Organism: Exophiala aquamarina CBS 119918
Lineage: Eukaryota; Fungi; Ascomycota; Eurotiomycetes; Chaetothyriales; Herpotrichiellaceae
Exons: 1
Coding region: 1-1044 (347 amino acids)
Biological process (GO): protein quality control for misfolded or incompletely synthesized proteins
Cellular component (GO): i-AAA complex
Molecular function (GO): misfolded protein binding
Source: RefSeq, a predicted model, not a curated record